CUACUUCAUUCCCACCACUCAUCCACUCAUUUUCUUUACCUUACAAACCCCCCAAACUGUGGUCCUGUCCCCCCAAACCCAGACCGACAGACCGACAAUUACCAACCUUCCUAAAGAUCGAUCGAACCAAAGUUCACCCUCAUUAAUCGAAUUGUCUUGCCUGCAAAGAACAACUCCAAGACUUUUCAUCGAACCGAGCGAGCACCCAUUGUUCACCGACUGCAGAGAUUUCUUCGCACGCGGACCCGGUCACGGUAGAAAUAACUCUACUAUCGCCUGACUAAUCCCCUCCUCUCUACACCGCCCAACACUAUAUCUAAACUUCCGUCACGAUGCCCUGCUUCAAGGGCAUCGCUGUUAGCAUUCAUGCAAACUCUGCCCCGCUACCGGAGUAUGGCUUGCAGAAACAAUCUCGCAUGUCCCGCAUCAGCGCCUAUAUACCUGUUCCACAACCUCAGUUGAACCCGGAGACUUCUCAGCACGAGGCGGCCAAGUUUGCCAUCUCCAUCACGCUAUUGACACCUGGCCAUGAAAUCCCUUACACGACGCCGAAGCCCACUGCGGCCAAUCCCCACCCGCGACCUCUUUAUGCAGGACCUCUCUCGUCAACCGAUCCUUCCAAGCAUGCUAAUGCGGUCACGCCAUACAUGCCUCUAACGCACUCUGAGAACGAAACCAUCGCAGCAUAUAUCUACUUUGACGGACGAGCUAAAGAGGAGGUCGCUACUCUGCUACGACCAGGCGAAGAAACAUGGGUUAACAGCCGUUGGGUCCAAGUCCCCGAGCUUGAGGGAGGAGGUCUUGCCGAGCGAGAAUUCCUCUUCCGCGAGGUUGGCCUAGAGAGAUGGCUUAAUGGCCUAGAUCUUAAGGGCCAUGACGCCGCGGAGAAGGUAGAGCGUCGAAGACAGAAGUUUGAGAGACGCCAUCGUCGUCACAGGUCUACACCCAACGGCGAGAUGGAUGCGGAGAAGCCAACCCGCACUCGAGAUACUCUAGCCUAUGGAUCCGAAGACCAAUCACCCCUUGCAAGCCCCACUGACUCAGACAAUGAUUCUAUGUCCGAUGAUGAUGAGCCUCCUGAGGCUACAGGUCAAAUCAAAGUAGCCAUGUUCCGCGUGAUUGCUUCUGGCGAGAUUAAGAAGGGAGAGUAUUCGCCUCAGUUCGAUGCCCAUGACGACGAUGAUGAGAGUGACAAUGGAACUAAGGGGGCUAACAAUGGGGCUAUCGAUGCCGAUGUCGAGCAUACCACUAGCUUUGCCAAGCCUAAGAGCCUUGAUCCUAAGACGAUCAGCACCCAAACUGUUACCGGAAUUGAUGCGCCGGAGAAGCCCUACGCGGUAUUCACCUUCUUUUAUCGCGGACAACGUCAACUUACUAAGAUGGGACUAUUCCCCAGUGCCAAGUCUGACCAGAAGGCACCAGGCACCAAACGACGAUCGACACAGCUCGAUUUCUCAGGUCUUGGCCCACUGAAAUCUACCGGUACCGUGGGAUUCUCCGCUUUCAGAGAUCAGGAAGCCGAUGCGGCUAAGAGACGCAAGGCUCGCAAGAAGAGUAACGGCACCAAUGGAAUCAUGAUGGAUGAGGAUAGCGAUGACGACGAUAACGACGACGGUCCUCUUACCAAGAUGGAAGAUUCUGAUGAUAAGGACGUCAAGAUUCAUCUGGCACCAGAGGAUGCCCAAGUUGCCGGGGAACUGCAGGCUGGCAUUGAUCGAAUUCGGCUAAAGCGCCAGCACUCGAUGGAUCCCGAUGCCUCAGCGGCAUCAAGUUCUAGGAAAUCUCCCAGCGCUGGCCCUAACGCCGAAGAAGCUACCCCUACGGAUUCUAACAAUCAAGCCGUUCCUAACACUGUAGCGAACCUACUCUCUCAGGCCUUUGACGGAGAUUCAACAGUCGGAAGUCCGUUAAAAAAGCAACGAGCAGACGAUGAGAUCACGGAUCGUUCUGCCAACUUUCCAUCAGCUUUGGGUGAUGUCUUAGGCAGAGCUAUGGCGGAUCAAGAGAAGAAAGGAGAGCAGCAGGUCAAAGUUGAGGUUGACGAAGACGAGGAGCUUUAGGAGAGCUCUUCACCAUAUCACACUUCGAACCUCGAGACUAGACCCAUUCAGUCGGCAUCGCCAGCUAAGGGCAGAACUCACAGAACUCGCAUGACAGCUCCUCGUGUUUCUUCCAACUUACGACACUGCGAGAGCGGAGAUGCUAUGGAUUUGU
Molecule: messenger RNA, 2214 nt
Organism: Annulohypoxylon maeteangense
Lineage: Eukaryota; Fungi; Ascomycota; Sordariomycetes; Xylariales; Hypoxylaceae
Exons: 3
Coding region: 333-2060 (575 amino acids)
Source: RefSeq, a predicted model, not a curated record